GAUGACAUGCUCGAGAAAGGUUUCGUCCGCCCCAGUACUUCACCGUUCGCAGCUCCGAUACUGUUCACCCCGAAGAAAGAUGGCGGUCUACGAAUGUGCAUUGACUACCGCGCCUUGAACCGGGUUACCAUCAAGUCUCGCUAUCCUAUUCCGCGUGCCGACGAACUCAUCGACCAACUUCGUGGGGCAAAGUUCUUUUCGAAAAUUGACCUGCGAGGCGGUUACCACCAGAUCCGUGUCAACGACGCUGACUGCUACAAGACGGCGUUCCGAACCCGAUACGGGAGUUACGAGUACACGGUCAUGCCUUUUGGCUUAACCAACGCGCCUUCAACAUUCCAGUUAACCAUGAACGAAGUUUUUCGGCCGCUGCUGGAUAAAUGCGUCAUUGUGUACCUCGACGACAUCCUGAUAUACAACACUAUCCGGGAAGCACAUUUAAGGGAUUUGGAAGCAGUCUUCGCUCUCCUGCAGCAGCAUCGACUCAUCACCAAGGGUUCUAAGUGCGAGUUUAUGAAACAAGAACUGGAGUUUUUGGGACACAUCCUCACCGUCCGUUCGAACUCAUCACCGACGCUAGCGACCUGGCUGUUUGGCGCAGUACUGUUACAGGUGUUCGGCGAAGGCCUUCAACCCAUCGCCUACGAGUCACGAAAGCUGAAUCCGGCCGAGCGAAAUUAUCCCGUCCACGACAAGGAGUUACUCGCCAUCGUUCACGCGUUCAAGGUUUGGCGCUGCUACCUGACGGGCGCUGAUGUGACAGUCCGAACAGACCACAAAUCGCUACAGUUCAUCCGCGCCCAACCGACACUCAACCCCCGACAGAUUCGCUGGCUCGAUUAUCUCGAGUCGAAUUUCCACGACAGAGUCACCUACAAACGAGGGGCCAGCAACAUCGCCGACGCACUGACCCGCCCUUCAGUACAUACCGCCGCUGUCCUAAUCACCCAAACCAAUUCGCUGCUAACUGGACUAUUUACCCACGGAUACAGUACCGACCCAUUCUUCACGACUAACAGUCAUCCCCAACUGACAGUCAAGCAGGGGGCUUAUUACCUAAAAUCCGGUACCAAUCGGAUUUGGGUCCCCGCUUACCGUACCCUACGCGAGCUACUGAUACAGGAGGCACAUGACUCGAAUUUCUCAGGUCACUACGGCAUCGACAAAACUGCCAAAUUACUGAGCUGUAAUUAUUACUUGCCCGAUUUGCCGACGGACAUGCAGCAGUACAUCACCUCCUGCGCCACGUGUCAACGCAUGAAGUCGUCACGACUUCGAUCUGCGGGAUUACUGCAGCCACUCGAGCCACCCAGCCGACCCUGGCAACAAGUGACGAUGGAUUUCGUCACUGGCCAGCUAGCUGGUCCAAGCGGUAAUGACGCGAUUCUCGUCGUCGUUGGCCGUUUGACCAAAAUGGCACACUUCGCCGCCUGCAAGACGACAAUCACUGCCGAGCAGACAGCGAAGCUGUUUCUCACGAACAUCGUGCGGUUACACGGCAUCCCUUCGGCAAUCAUCAGCGAUCGCGACCCUCGGUUCACGUCCAAUUUCUGGACAAAAGCCUGGCAGCAGUACGGCACACCUCUGCAUCGGACGGCCAGACUGAGCGCACCAAUCAGACGAUGGAGCAGUUGAUUCGUACAACGUGCACAGACCCGG
Molecule: messenger RNA, 1659 nt
Organism: Closterium sp. NIES-67
Lineage: Eukaryota; Viridiplantae; Streptophyta; Zygnematophyceae; Desmidiales; Closteriaceae
Source: the annotation of a GenBank genome assembly